GUUGUGCCCGCGCCCCACGGCCGCCGCCGCCGCCGCCCGGCGCCCCUCGCCCGUUCCCCGCGGCCCGGCGCGGCCGCCGCCCAUGGAUUUCACCUAGCGGGGGCGGCCAUGGCGGCGCAGUGCUGCUGCCGCAAGGCGCCCGGCGCCGAGGCCGCGCCCGCCCGUCCGCCGCCCGAGCCGCCGCCCGCCCUGGACGUGGCCUCGGCCUCCAGCGCGCAGCUCUUCCGCCUCCGCCACCUGCAGCUGGGCCUGGAGCUGCGGCCCGAAGCGCGCGAGCUGGCCGGCUGCCUGGUGCUCGAGCUGUGCGCGCUACGGCCCGCGCCCCGCGCGCUCGUGCUCGACGCGCACCCGGCCCUGCGCCUGCACUCGGCCGCCUUCCGCCGCGCCCCCGCCGCCGCCGCCGCCGAGCCGCCCUGCGCCUUCGCCUUCGCCACCCCGGGGCCCGGACCCGCGCUGCCGCCCCCUCUGCCCUCCUUCCCCGAGGCCCCCGGCGCCGAGCCUGCCUGCUGCCCGCUGGCCUUCAGGGUGGACCCGUUCACCGACUACGGCUCCUCGCUCACCGUCACGCUGCCGUCCGAGCUGCAGGCGCACCAGCCGUUCCAGGUCAUCCUGCGCUACACCUCUACCGACGCCCCAGCCAUCUGGUGGCUGGACCCCGAGCUGACCUAUGGCAGCGCCAAGCCCUUCGUCUUCACCCAGGGCCACUCGGUCUGCAACCGGUCCUUCUUCCCCUGCUUCGACACCCCUGCCGUCAAGUGCACCUACUCGGCCGUCGUCAAGGCCCCGUUGGGGGUGCAGGUGCUGAUGAGCGCCACGCAGAGCACGUACGUGGAGGAGGAGGGCGUCUACCGCUUCCACAUGGAGCACCCCGUGCCCGCCUACCUCGUGGCCCUCGUGGCCGGGGACCUCCAGCCAGCAGACAUUGGGCCUAGGAGCCGCGUGUGGGCCGAGCCGUGCCUCCUGCCCACGGCCACCAGCAAGCUGUCGGGCGCGGUGGAGCAGUGGCUGAGUGCGGCUGAGCGGCUGUACGGGCCGUACAUGUGGGGCAGGUACGACAUCGUCUUCCUGCCCCCGUCCUUCCCCAUCGUGGCCAUGGAGAACCCCUGCCUCACCUUCAUCAUCUCUUCCAUCCUGGAGAGUGAUGAGUUCCUGGUCAUUGAUGUCAUCCAUGAGGUGGCCCACAGCUGGUUCGGCAAUGCCGUCACCAAUGCCACGUGGGAGGAGAUGUGGCUGAGCGAGGGCCUGGCCACCUACGCCCAGCGCCGCAUCACCACUGAGACCUAUGGUGCUGCCUUCACCUGUCUGGAGACAGCCUUCCGCCUGGACGCCCUGCACAGGCAGAUGAAGCUUCUCGGAGAGGACAGCCCGGUCAGCAAGCUGCAGGUCAAGCUGGAGCCAGGAGUGAAUCCCAGCCACCUCAUGAACCUGUUCACCUACGAGAAGGGCUACUGCUUCGUGUACUACCUGUCCCAGCUGUGUGGGGACCCCCAGCGCUUUGACGACUUCCUCCGAGCCUAUGUGGAGAAGUACAAGUUCACCAGCGUGGUGGCCCAGGACCUGCUGGACUCCUUCCUGAGCUUCUUCCCAGAGCUGAAGGAGCAAAGCGUGGACUGCCGGGCAGGGCUGGAAUUCGAGCGCUGGCUCAAUGCCACGGGCCCACCGCUGGCCGAGCCGGACCUGUCUCAGGGAUCCAGCCUGACCCGGCCUGUGGAGGCCCUCUUCCAGCUGUGGACCGCAGAGCCCCUGGACCAGGCGGCCGCCUCUGCUAGCACCAUCGACAUCUCCAAGUGGAGGACCUUCCAGACGGCACUCUUCCUGGACCGGCUCCUGGAUGGGUCCCCGCUGCCCCAGGAGGUGGUGAUGAGCCUGUCCAAGUGCUACUCCUCCCUGCUGGACUCGAUGAACGCAGAGAUCCGCAUCCGCUGGCUGCAGAUCGUGGUCCGAAACGACUACUACCCUGACCUCCACAGAGUCCGGCGCUUUCUUGAAAGCCAGAUGUCCCGCAUGUACACCAUCCCGCUCUACGAGGACCUCUGCACUGGCGCACUCAAGUCCUUCGCCCUGGAGGUCUUCUACCAGACGCAGGGCCGGCUGCACCCCAACCUGCGCAGGACCAUCCAGCAGAUCCUGUCCCAGGGCCUGGGCCCUGGCGCCGAGCCCAGCGUGGAGCAGGGCAGCGCCGGAGCAGACUCGGAGGCGGACACGGACACGCCGGCCCUGCUGCUCGGGGAUGAGGCCCCUAGCAGCACCAUCUCUCUCAGGGACGUCAACGUGUCUGCCUAGCCCUGACCUCCCAGACACCACGAUUGUGCCUUCUGUGGCCCGGGCCCGCCAUGACUGCCUCGGCUCUGGCCGUGAGCUCCGCCCGGGCCCACGCGCCCCCCUGCAGGUUCUCCCGGGGACCUCCUCGUGGCCAGCCGGGGCCGGUGGCCCUGGUCCUCCCAGCUCUCUUGCACUGCAGGCUCUGGAGCGGCCAGCACACGCCACGCCCUCCCGUCUCAACACUGACUGCCGGGCGCUGCCCCUGGGGUGACGGCCCUGCAGUCCCACGGCGACCGCCACACUGUGCCUUAUGUCUGCUGGGAGGCUGGGGCCUUGCUAUCCCCACAGCAUGCCUCCUCCCCACGGAGCCCUGCACCCCGCCCGGGGUGGGCAGCCUUGGUGGCCCCUGGCAGAGAAGCAAGGACACAGACAUGCCCUCAGUGUGGGGACAGGGGACACUGGGGAGAGGGUGGACACACCUGGGGAGGGGCCCCCGGAAAGCCUUAGCCCCUCAGGGAACAUGGGGUCCCAGGCCCCAGGAGGAAUGGGACAGGACAGUCUGUCUGGUGGCUGCCCGGGGCCAGUGCAGCAAUACCCCGCAGGGAAGGGGCAGGUGGCGCUGGUGCUCUUUGUAGGCCCACCAUGCUGGGAGAGGCCUGGGGACCCCGGCGGUCAGAGCUGGGCCACCCAGGGACGGCUGCGACGGGAUCACCGUGAUUGUCCCAUUAAACCUCCACUCUGCAAACGA
Diceros bicornis minor is the source of this 3010-nucleotide messenger RNA. It is a transcript of the gene RNPEPL1, whose product is annotated as arginyl aminopeptidase like 1. NCBI's taxonomy places the organism in Eukaryota, Metazoa, Chordata, Mammalia, Perissodactyla, Rhinocerotidae. Gene Ontology annotation, molecular function: metalloaminopeptidase activity; zinc ion binding. Gene Ontology annotation, biological process: proteolysis. The transcript has 11 exons. The record is from RefSeq and is a predicted model, not a curated record. Bases 109 to 2283 code for a protein of 724 amino acids.